AUGGCGCUAGGCAGAUGUUUCGCGCCGCGCAACCGCAACAGCUGGGGCCCCAUAUCGAGUUGCCCGCCCAUUCUGCGCAGACGCGACACCACCGUCGACGAGGCAUUCGCCGACGAAUGCGCCGAGCGGGCUAUCAGCGUGCAGGCGCGCCAAUUGGACCCGCUCAAAGAGGACUUGGCAGAUUGGCUCAACAGAACUUUGGUUUACAUUUCUAACACUGGUGUCAAUAUUUUGGAUCUCGUUGGUACCGGAAUUGCAUACGUACAUCACUCUUCAAGCCAAACCCCAAGAAACCAAUGA
Messenger RNA from Acanthoscelides obtectus, 300 nucleotides. Lineage: Eukaryota; Metazoa; Arthropoda; Insecta; Coleoptera; Chrysomelidae. The record is from the annotation of a GenBank genome assembly.